This is a messenger RNA of Sphaerulina musiva SO2202, 1362 nucleotides long. RefSeq names its product major facilitator superfamily protein. Lineage: Eukaryota; Fungi; Ascomycota; Dothideomycetes; Mycosphaerellales; Mycosphaerellaceae. Gene Ontology annotation, molecular function: transmembrane transporter activity. Gene Ontology annotation, biological process: transmembrane transport. The transcript has a single exon. The record is from RefSeq and is a predicted model, not a curated record. The coding region runs from base 1 to 1362 and encodes 453 amino acids.
AUGACAGACGAACACCAUCUCUCGGCUCUGGAGAAAGAAAUUGAAGCAACAGAGCGAGAUUCCAGUCCGGAACGAACAACAACAGAUGAAGAAGCGGUGCAGGACAAGGACAAGGACAACAACGACAACGACACAAGAGAAGAUGCCCUCCUCGAGCGUGAAGAAGCUCCUCCCGAUGGAGGAUACGCAUGGGUCUGCUGCGGCGCACUCGCCAUUCUCAAUGCCUUCACGUGGGGUGUCGCAGCUUCCUACGGAGUCUACAUCUCACACUACCUCGCCAACGACUACUUCCCCGGCGCCCGACCGCUGGACUUUGCGUUGAUCGGUGGGUUGGAAUUCGGUGUGGCAAUGAUCAUCUCCCCGCUUUGCACCAUGCUCACGCGCGAAUGGGGUCGCUUGGUGGUCAUGUCUACGGGCUGUGUCAUGUUUGCUGGGGGUUUCAUCGCGGCCAGCUUCGCGAGUGAGAUCUGGCAGCUGUAUUUGAGUCAGGGAGUUUUGAUUGGAUUGGGACUGGGAGGGAUUUUCAUUCCGAGCAUUCAAGUCUUGCCGCAGUGGUUUGCGAAACGGAGGAGUCUAGCGGGAGGCAUUGCGAGUGGUGGGUCCGGAUUUGGAGGGUUGGCGUUUAGCUUGGGCACGAAUGCUAUGAUUGAGCAGAUUAGCCUGCGGUGGGCACUGCGGAUCACUGGUAUACUGUGCUUGGUGGGCAAUUUGACGGCAACGCUGCUGGUCAAGGAUCGGAAUCAUGUGGUGAAGCCACCGCAACUGGGCUUUGCCACACAUCUCCUCCGGAGAUAUGAUUGCGUCUUGCUGCUUGCGUGGGGUUUCGUCAAUCUGUUUGGCUACAUGGCAGUAUUGUAUAGCCUGAGCAACUAUGCUGUGGCCGUGGCGGGCCUGACGCAGUCGCAGGCGAGUCUCUUGACUGCCAUACUGAAUCUGGGCACGGGGUUUGGACGACCUCUUGUCGGCCUGGCGAGCGAUCGACUGGGUCGGAUUGAGGUGGCAGCAUGCUCCACUCUGUUCAAUGCCAUCCUGAUCUUCGCCGUCUGGAUUCCUGGCAAUAGUUACGGCGUCUUGAUCUUCUUUGCGAUUGUUGCUGGCGCCUUCAUCGGGACCUUCUGGAUGACCAUUGGACCACUAUGCGCAGAGGUCGCUGGUCUCGCCGAGGUACCAUCAUUCCUCUCAUUGCAAUGGCUGACGACAGUGCUGCCCACGACAUUUGCGGAAGUGAUUGCGCUGUAUCUUCGCCGACCGAGCAUGGGCCGAUGGGGCUAUCUGUACGCGCAGGUAUUUGCAGGCAGCAUGUAUCUGGUGGCAUCAUUCUUUCUAUUUGAGCUGUGGAGGGUGAAGCGCAGUAAGAAGUAG